This is a messenger RNA of Pisolithus orientalis, 558 nucleotides long. RefSeq lists its product as uncharacterized. The coding region runs from base 1 to 558 and encodes 185 amino acids. The transcript has 8 exons. The record is from RefSeq and is a predicted model, not a curated record. NCBI's taxonomy places the organism in Eukaryota, Fungi, Basidiomycota, Agaricomycetes, Boletales, Pisolithaceae.
AUGUCGAGCAGUAGCUUUAAUGCAGAGUUGACUCUUGGCCCAGCUCUGGUUGGGACAACACUAGCGUCGUGCCUCUUCGGUUGCUCCGUCAUACAGACAUUCGGAUACUAUAGGCGAUUCCCGUCGGACUCGACGAUCAUUAAGACUUUGGUAGGUACCAUCAUGUUGCUGACUCUCGCGCACAUCGUUUGUGUCAUCUACUGGACAUGGAUAGUGACCGUCACUGCAUUUGGAAAACCUAACGAAGUCACGAUAUUCACCCCUUCGAGAGGAGCCAAUCUGGUUAUCACACCUUUCAUAUGCUAUCUUGUGCAGUUUUCUUUGCAACGGACCACCUUUAUAUGGUCAGCGCUCUACAUCGUUCUCGCAGAUGUCUACACUAAUACCUUCCUUGCCGCCCGUACUCCUCACGUUGAACACGACAUCACGCAAGGUGCAGUGCUCUCUACCUUCAUUGGACAAGCAGCCAUGUCAAACGUUCCAUGCGACGCUGCAUCCAGUAUUCCUUCCACACCAUCCCUGAUUCAACACAAACCUUGUGACCUCUCACCCGCCUAG